Messenger RNA from Melospiza melodia melodia, 2495 nucleotides. RefSeq names its product zinc finger and BTB domain containing 6 (gene ZBTB6). Gene Ontology annotation, biological process: regulation of transcription by RNA polymerase II. Gene Ontology annotation, molecular function: protein binding; DNA-binding transcription factor activity, RNA polymerase II-specific; RNA polymerase II cis-regulatory region sequence-specific DNA binding. The transcript has a single exon. Lineage: Eukaryota; Metazoa; Chordata; Aves; Passeriformes; Passerellidae. Bases 71 to 1372 code for a protein of 433 amino acids. The record is from RefSeq and is a predicted model, not a curated record.
GCGGGUCCUGCCCGAGGCGGGAGUGGGCUGAGCCCGGCCAGACGCUCCGGCCGUGCCCGCGGGCCCCGCCAUGGCGGCGGACUCGGAGGUGCUGCACUUCCAGUUCGAGCAGCAGGGCGAUGCCGUGCUGCAAAAGAUGAACCUCCUGCGGCAGCAGAACCUCUUCUGCGACGUGUCCAUCUACAUCAACGACACCGAGUUCCAGGGGCACAAGGUGAUCUUCGCCGCCUGCUCCACCUUCAUGCGCGAUCAGUUCCUGCUCAACCAGUCCAGGCAGGUGCGGAUCACCAUCCUGCAGAGCGCCGAGGUGGGCAGGAAGCUGCUGCUCUCCUGCUACACGGGCGCGCUGGAAGUCAAGAGGAAGGAGCUGCUCAAGUACCUGACGGCCGCGAGUUACCUGCAGAUGGUUCACAUCGUGGAGAAGUGCACCGAGGCUUUGUCCAAGUACUUGGAGAUCGACGCUUCCAUGGAGAGCGGAACCCAGGCUGCUGAGGGGUGCCACUCCUCAGAUGCUGAACUAAGGAGUGGGGAUGAGGUUUUAGAUAAAGAUUGUGAAAUAAUCGAGAUCUCUGAAGACAGCCCAGACAACGAAGAAUACCCCGUGAAACAGGAGGAUGGAGAUGGAGAUGGGGAGGGGGAUGGCCCACACCCUGCAGCGCAGAGCUUGGUGUCAGAAAGGAAGGACACAAAAUCCCCAGAAAUAUCAACAGUGGAAAUCGGCUAUAAGGAUGAUGAAAUCUGUAUCUUCAGAAUGGAUUCCAUGGGUGUGGCAAAUGUAGAGAAUGAUCAUUUUCCUCAGCCUUGUACUUCCUCUAAAACAAAUCUGUAUUUCCCAGAAACCCAGCACUCCUUGAUAAACUCUACAGUUGAAAGCAGGAAUACAGAAAUGCCAGGAAAUCACUUUCAGGCUUUUGUUGGUGACAAUCCAGAAGGAACUUCCAGUGGGGCAAAUGGGUUCCAGAGCCUGGAGGAUUCUGGCAGCUCAUGGCGGCACCAGUGUCCAAAGUGUCCCAGGGGCUUUCUGCACCUGGAGAACUAUCUCAGACAUCUGAAAAUGCACAAACUCUUCCUGUGCUUGCAAUGUGGCAAAACAUUCACGCAGAAAAAGAAUCUCAACAGGCACAUCCGGGGGCACAUGGGGAUCCGGCCCUUCCAGUGCAUGGUGUGCUUGAAGACCUUCACGGCCAAGAGCACGCUGCAGGAUCACCUCAACAUCCACAGCGGGGACCGGCCCUACAAGUGCCACUGCUGCGACAUGGACUUCAAACACAAGUCUGCUCUUAAAAAGCACUUGACUUCUGUUCAUGGAAGGAGCAGCAGUGAAAAGCCAAACCUGAACACUAUUACAAAAGUUAAAAUAGACUAUGAUUGAUAGCUGGGCAAUUGUGGAGUCAGACUCCACAAAAAGCUCCUGGCUAGUGAAAUUCUAGAUGCAAUUGCAGUUCCAGAUCCCCUGCUAAGGGAGAGAAGCACAAACAGGUGGCUGGUGGUCCAAGACAGGCCUUGGAGCAGGAAACCUGCCUGCUCCCUUAAGGCUGCUAUUGCUGUCAGUGAAAAAAGGUGUUUCCUACUUAAAGUUAACUGCAAAAUAUGGGAAAAUAUUUCAUGCUUCUCUUCCAUUAUACUGAGCAUAUCCUGGUACCCCAAUGAUGUUUUAUAUUCCUUGUUUCAAGGACAGGCACUGCUGACUUUCAGACUAUUACUGAUACUGCAAUAAGCUGAAGCCUGAGCCAUGGUGUUGGUGACAACAGCUGAGGGAAGGGGGUGUUUGUAUUUGUUCAGCAAGUCAGUUGUUCCCAUCCAGUUCCUGGAUCGUUCAUGGUGAAAUCAUCUCCUUCCCUGCCCAAACUUUGGUAGAUCUUCCAGAAAGAAGGCGUGUUUUCAUACUCAAGUCUGUGACGUUUAAGGACACACAACAAAGAAAAACUAAUCAAGGGACCUUUCAAUUUGUCUCUUGUAAACAGAGAAUUUGUAAAAGAGAAAGAAACAAACAGUAUUGCCUUGCAGUUUAUUUGUAACUGGACAGUCCCAUGAAAAGGACUUGCUUUUAGUUUUAUCGAGUUCUGAAUUUUUAUAAACUUCUUUCUUCUAAUAGUGGGGGUUUUUCUGUCAUACCAAUGUUUUGCACCUGUAUUUGAUAAGUUUAGUCCUGUUUGUUGCAUCAUAACAUCUGCCUUCAUUUUUUUACAGAUCUUAGCUAUAUGCACUUGUGUGAAAUUCAGCUGUGUGCUGUUGGGUAAUCAUAGUUUCAAUGCUAAUUUUGUAAAACAGGCAUUUCUGUCUGACUAGCAAUGGCUUAGCCAUAGAGGUCUCAUACCCUGUGACACAGUAACACAGUCAUGGUGUGUGUUUGCAGAAGUGUGUUUGUGCUUUCUCAAAGGUCAUUUUAGUUUCAUCAUGAGCAUCGAGCACCCUGUGAUGCAGUCUGUGUCUCUGGCUGGUACAUGUUUCUUCUACUUAAUGUAAUAUAAAUAAAGAGUUAUUUCAGUUGUUAA